Caenorhabditis remanei is the source of this 1713-nucleotide messenger RNA. RefSeq lists its product as uncharacterized. Gene Ontology annotation, biological process: signal transduction; peptidyl-serine phosphorylation. NCBI's taxonomy places the organism in Eukaryota, Metazoa, Nematoda, Chromadorea, Rhabditida, Rhabditidae. Gene Ontology annotation, cellular component: cytoplasm; nucleus. Bases 1 to 1713 code for a protein of 570 amino acids. The transcript is spliced from 6 exons. Gene Ontology annotation, molecular function: ATP binding; protein serine/threonine kinase activity. The record is from RefSeq and is a predicted model, not a curated record.
AUGCCACCUAAAAAAGCUGCACCCAAGAAACUUCACGAGUUGGCACCAGAAGUGCGUGUUGGAUUCAAAAUCGAUGAUAUCAGCAAGAAAACUUAUAUUGUUGGAAAACAAUUCGCCACCGGUGGCUUCGGCAGGAUUCACACAUGCACUGAGGAAGGAAAAUCUCAUCAGAUGGUUAUGAAAAUCGAACCUUCGACGAAUGGACCGCUUUUGACAGAAGUCGUUGUGUUCAACAGGAUUUUGAAAAAGGAAAUGAUUGAGGCUUAUAAGAAAACCAAAAAGAUUCCGUGGAUUGGACUUCCCUAUAUUAUCGCAAACGGAUACUUCACCUACAACGGAGACAAAAUGCGUUAUAUGGUAAUCCCAAAAUACGCAACUUCUCUGGAAGCAACGAGAGAGUCAAAUGGCGGAACUUUGUCGGUCAAAGACUCAUUGACUGUAGCCAAUUGUGUUCUCGGAGCAUUGGAAUAUUUGCAUGAUUCGGAUUACGCUCAUGCAGACGUGAAAGCUGCCAAUAUUCUUUUGGAGAAAGAAGGAGUCUACUCAACCUCUGUUCUUGUCGAUUUUGGUUUGGCUCAUCGGACGACAAAUAAUGUUGAUAAACCAGACAAGAAGAGAGCUCAUAAUGGAACCUGUAUCUACACUUCAACUGAUGCUCACCGGGGAAACAAUCCAUCGUUCCGUGGUGAUGUCGAGAUUCUUGCGUACAACUUGAUUAUGUGGAUCACUGGAACUCUUCCAUGGCUUGCUCUGGAAUCUUCCCCUGACAAAGUUUUCGAUUCAAAACAAAAAUUCAUUGCUGGGUUACCGGGUACUCUGCAGAAUGUACUCACGAGCCAGUCACCGGCGGUUGUUGGAUGCAUAAACACCAUGUUCAAUGUUUCGAUGAAGACGAACUACACCGACAAAGUAGAUAUGACAAAAUUGAAAAAGUUGGUCACAGAUACUAUACAAACUUCAGUUGGAGAGGCUAAAAAAGCACAAGGGAAAGUGAAGAAAGCAACUGAAGAUGUCUCAAAAGCUGCAACUCCGAAAAAGAGCACCCGAAAAGUCAUGGCCAUCGUUGAAAGUGAAGAUGAUGACGACAAUGUUGUGGAAGUUGUACCGAAAAAGAAAGUUGCCAAAGUUCAGAAGCCACGCAAGGUUAUGGAAGAUGAGAGUGGUGGAGAAGAAGAAGUGUAUAUUCCGAAAUCUUCAAAAUCUCGUAAACUAAAGCCGGAGCAGGACAAUUCUUCUCUAGGAUCGUCAACUAGAAGUCAUUCUAAUCGUCUCGGCGUGACAUCUUCCGCAGCUUCAACUGUUAGAGCUGCCAGAAAGAUAGAGCAAAAAUAUAAGAGACUUUCAACGAAUAAAUCUUCUCUUGUUCCUGUUACAGUUGGCGAUGUAUCUGAUGAUUCUCAAGACGACGGGGCUGGGACUUCUUCUGGAGCACGAACUAAACGGUCCUCUGACGAAAGCGUCAGAAAUGGAGUUGAACUGAAGACACCAGCAUUGGUUGCUCCAGCUGUCAAAAAAGCCAAGUACAAAAGCGGAAUUUCAUCAGCAACUAAAGCAAGCCCGACAGAAUUGAGAAGAGUUCCAGGAGUACGAAACUUCCCGAAGGGAAGGCGUUCAAUGAUUAUCAAAGAGACCGCUUCAAAAUAUAAGGAGAAACGGGCAGCUCGCGAAUCUAAACCAACAUUCGAUGAUUCAAGUUGCUCUUCUGAGUUGUAA